Dentiscutata erythropus is the source of this 349-nucleotide messenger RNA. NCBI's taxonomy places the organism in Eukaryota, Fungi, Glomeromycota, Glomeromycetes, Diversisporales, Gigasporaceae. The record is from the annotation of a GenBank genome assembly.
UUCCGGAAGUACCACCAAAGAAAGUUACAACACGUCGCUUACUCUCUGUUGUGGAUAAGCUACAGCCUUAUGAUAUAUUAGAAGAUUUGUUAGAUGCACCUGCUCGAGUAAUAUAUAGACAAAUGUUACAAAAUCCAACCCAACAUCAUAACUUGGCUAAGGUACUUAGACAGAAAAAGGCCCCAAGUACUGAAGCUAAUCAUUUAAAUGCAAAUAAACAGUUAGAGUGGGACAAUAAGUCCUUUAAUAUUAAUCCUGAAUUACCACCUACUCAAAGAGAAAAGGUGAUGAAGUUACUAUUAGAGACACCUCGAGUCUAUAUGGAAAAAAUUAGUAAGUCAGGUCAACG